AUGAAGUUGAACGAGAAUGGAGACGGUGGACAACCUUGUCGGACAACUUUUUAUGGCAAAGCUUUUGGAGAGCUGACCAUACACUCUCACCCCAGAAUCGCCAUACAUGUUCCAACCCCCAACCUGGAGGACCAGGAGACUGUGUUCGUCAGACCUCUAACCAUUGACCAACCUGGUAUGAGAGACUCUGUGAGUGUCGCGCGGACACCCCCCAGUAUAGCUCAAUGGGUCGCCGAGGUACACAAACCACCACACCACGAUAAGGUCCAGUCUCUUCGUGACGGAGGCUCGGAUCCAAGGCUGCUCGAAAGUGUCCGACUUGCUGUAACACCCGUUCGGUGCCUAGCUGCCAUGCCACCAGAAGGAAGCACGAGGGUUGGGAUAAUCCCAGGUUGCCCAAACCUAGAUAGGAUAAACCUCAAAAGCGUCAUAAAUCAACGAGACAAAUUGCAAUCACCGAGAGUUGUGGGUCUGCUGCAUGUGAGUGCCAUCACGGAGCCGUGGUCAACUGGAGGGAUACAGGAGGCCGAAGUUGCAAAUCAAGGUUUGCCCUUGUCGUUCGGCGGCUUCCUUUCACCUGAAAGGUACAAGCAUUGUGGACUAGAGGCGCUGAUAGACCACAUCAAGCAGAAAAGAAUCAGUCCCACGAAUUGGGACUUGAAUCCACGGUGCAUUGCAAAAAACAACGCAAAAGUGUCGGACAGAACAAUCGGGGUAGACAGGACCGCAUUCAGAGAGAAAACCUACCUGCCCUCACUUGCUUUGAGUCAAAUCGUGAAAUGGAGGGUCGCGCGCUCCUAUUUUGCAUCCAGUCUCGACCAUGACAUUGACGAAUACAAACCGCAGCCAUCGAUAGACCACAACAGGUGUGGGCGAAAUGGCUGUCCGUCGAACGUAAAACGCAGUGUCACAUUUGCAAGACCUGGUGGCACUGAAAAUGCGUGGUAA
Messenger RNA from Opisthorchis viverrini, 948 nucleotides. RefSeq lists its product as hypothetical. The record is from RefSeq and is a predicted model, not a curated record. The transcript has 6 exons. The coding region runs from base 1 to 948 and encodes 315 amino acids. Lineage: Eukaryota; Metazoa; Platyhelminthes; Trematoda; Opisthorchiida; Opisthorchiidae.